Aspergillus tanneri is the source of this 5610-nucleotide messenger RNA. RefSeq names its product ECM29 family proteasome component (gene ECM29). Gene Ontology annotation, molecular function: molecular adaptor activity. NCBI's taxonomy places the organism in Eukaryota, Fungi, Ascomycota, Eurotiomycetes, Eurotiales, Aspergillaceae. Gene Ontology annotation, cellular component: cytoplasm; nucleus. Gene Ontology annotation, biological process: proteasome assembly. The coding region runs from base 1 to 5610 and encodes 1869 amino acids. The record is from RefSeq and is a predicted model, not a curated record. The transcript is spliced from 4 exons.
AUGGCUUCCGAAACCACGCCAGCGAACCCGGAGGCUCGUGAGCUGAGUCUAAUAUCCAAGGUUGAGCUGCGGAUUGCUCUGGCGGACUCCGAUGAGAAACUUAGUACUCUGCUUAAUACAUACUUGGCCCCCUUGUUAUUGAAGCUGGGGUCUGGAAGUCUUGCAGUCCGCAACAAAGUAAUUGCUGUGUGUCAACAUAUCAAUACUAGAGCACAAGCCCCGUCUAUCCAGCUUCCCGUACCCGCUUUGCUGAAGCAGUUCAAAGAGCAAAAGUCUGCCCUUAUAAGACAUUUUGACUUGAUCUAUAUUCAGCAAGGUCUAGAUCGCUUGGAUUCCAAUGCCAGAGUUGAAAUAUUGGUUCCAUUGCUCCAGGGAGUCUCCGAGAUCGGGACUCCCACUGAUGACCAGGGGGCCGUCUUGUUCAACCUCAUCCUACGACUAUUACCCCUACUGAAGUUGCCACCGAGGGAUAGUAACGAUGAUACACAGCUGAAGUCUAAUCUCGGUCUCUCGGACCGAGAUACCAACUUCUUAGCCUACUGGUUUGAAAAAUUACUCCUUCUUUCUCCCGCAGAAAAGGGUGAGCAUGCAUGCCCAGGGCUUUCUUCCUUGCAGUACAAGUACUUAAACAAGGGGGCCUCAAUAUCUGAAACAUGGAAUCCAUCCUCGAACAAUGGUUUAAACCUGACUGAGACCAAAGCAAGCGCGUUGAGGUUUCUUUCCAGCGGAGUUUUCACGCCAGCGGAACGCUUCAUUCCUGCCUUAAUUGCGUGUGCGGAUGCAAACUCUCGCCUUUCAGACCUCGGCGAGGAAAUGACGAAGCGGUUUGUUCCGAAUCUUGAAGAUCCAGAUGUUGUGCAGCAGUUGUAUGACCUAUACUUUGGAGCGGAUACACCUGACAAUCCUCUCGCAGCCAGGCCCGCUUUGAAGAUAAAAAUACUAAAUCAUCUGGGCAGAUCCAUUCGAGCUACAAUGGAUAUAGACAAAGUAGUUCAGUUGAUUGAGGAAGGUCUCCUUUACAACGCGGCAGGGUGUACCCAAGGGUUACAAGCCUCAAAACUGCGGACUCAGAUCUUCACUUUUACCACUUGGGUAGUCCGAAUGGGAUCUUCUUCCGACCUCAAACGAAUGGCACCAAAGAUAAUAGCAGGUCUUAGGGACUAUAUUCAGUCUCAGGGUUGGCCAAGUCCCCAGGAUAGCGGGAAAAGGCUGCCUUCGAGUGACUUGGGUUUACGAGGCCUUGCCUAUGAAAGCAUCGGAGCCCUAGUCCCUAAAGUGGAUUUCCAUGUUCAAGAUGAACAUGAGACGAUAUCAGGUUUUGAGCUCAUCAAAUGGCUCUUCAUAUCACUGAGUUCUGAUGAUUCGUUUCCUCAGAUUUUUGUGAGCAUUGAGCAGGCUUUAGGAAGCAUUCUCAAUUCUUCCGUUGAUAGCUGGGAUAAGGAAUUCCAGGACCAUCUGCGUCCCUUUUUGGUUCACCAAAUGCAAAAUAGCACUGGGGCAACCGACUCACUUACGGGGUUUAGGAUAGCUCGGGGGCCUCAGUACGCUGCCGUGCGUUUUUCCAACAGGUUCCUGCCUUAUAGCGACAUUGUGGCUCGCUGGAUCGACCUUAUUGCUGUCGCACGUGGAUCUGAGAGGCACGAAGAGGUCAUGGAAGAAGGUAAAAAGGGCCUGCAUCCUUAUUGGUACAGACUUCUGAAUCCCAGCAAGGAUAAGAAAUGGGUUACGUCUAUGACAGAUGAAUCGCGUGCUGCGUGGUUUAGAUUUCCAAGCUUCUCCGAGACGACACGCUUUAUUCUUGGCUCGACGGGCUCGGCAGUAGUACCAGGCCUUUCCGCAGCAGAGAUACUCUCUGGACCAUACAAAAACGCAUUUUCCCCGGCUAUCGAUUUCAUUCGUAAUAUCUUGCUCUGGGAGUCCUUUUCAAAAUUUGGCGUCACCGCAGAGAUCCAGCAAGAUUGGGACGUCAAACUUGAUGUGUUGCUUUCGACCGAUGAGGAAGCCCGUUCGGCCCUUAGGAAGCACAUGCAAUCCUGCGAUAAAGAGGAUCUGCUGCUGUUUCUGACAAGCACUUUGGCCGGAUUUACUGGCCAGAGCCGAGACGGUCGGCAGAAAUGUGGUGAGCUGUUUGUCAGUAUUUGCUCGUUGGCCUUGAAUGACAUAGUUGGAGCGAUAGCACCACACGCGCUGUCAUUAAAACCUGGUCUGUAUAGCAACGAUCAAGAUAGACAAGAUAUAGCUGCACAUGCGUUUGGAAUAUUAGCCUCGCAUCCUACGGUUACUGAAAACGAUCUGGGAAGUCUAGUUGUGGAGUUAUCAAAUUUCAUUACAACGUGGAAGGAAGCAAUUGGUGAGGCUGCCCUUAGAUCUCGAGGUGCAAUCCUUGGAUCAUCAUACCUAUUCAGCAGGCUUGCGUUUCGUGGUACGAGAUACAAAACAUCUGAUGCACACGUGAGCCAAUUCGCAAAUGCAGUUUUUGAUAUCAUUGAAACUGCCCGUGACUCUCUUCUCCGACGCUCUGCGCAGAUAGCCAUUGGACAGCUUAGUCUUUCUGGGAUUUUAUUGCCAACAAUGCUUUCGGACGAUAGGUGGAAGACGGUCAAGGGCAAAAUAAUGCUAGACGCAAAGGCUGAGAACGAAGCGGCUAUUACGGCCAUGGGACUACUCUCUCUGACAUUUUCUGCGAACGAUGCUUGCAGCUCACGGCUCAAGGACUGCCUGGAUGCACUCUAUGCCUUACAUGAAAUUCGCAGUCCGGAGGUCCACUUUACCAUCGGGGAGGCGCUGAGUAGUGCUGCCGUGGGAUGGGGAUCUAAAUCACUAGCCACUGAAUUUGAUGUCGAUGCACAGGUCCCUGUGUCUUCAAUCUCCUCGUCGCUGCUUGCUGAAAUAUGCAACAAGCUCAUAGCUGACAGCGGUGCGUCGAAACCGUCUCUCAGGAAAGCAUCGGCCAUAUGGUUAUUGUGCUUGGUGAAGAACUGUGGCCACAUAGAAGAAGUGCAAAAUCGAUUACGCAAAUGCCAGAGAACAUUCUCAAGUCUACUUGGAGAUCGAGAUGAGGUGGUACAGGAAACUGGGGCCCAGGGCCUAAGCCUUGUAUAUGAAAUUGGAGACCAGGCAUUGAAAGAUGAUUUAGUACGUGACUUGGUCGACUCAUUCACGGCGAACAACUCCAAUCUUAGAGGUGGAAGGGUCAGUGACGAUACCGAGCUCUUCGAGCCAGGAGCUCUACCCACCGGAGGUGGCUCUUCAGUCAAUACUUACAAAGAUAUCAUGAAUCUUGCUUCCGAAGCCGGCGAUCCCUCACUUGUAUAUCGUUUUAUGUCAUUGGCCUCGAACAAUGCACUUUGGACCAAUCGUGCAGCUUUCAGCAAACUAGGAAUCGCUAGUAUUUUUUCUGACUCAAGUGCAAGGGGGUAUUUGGCCAAAAACUCCAAGAUAUAUCCAAAAUUGUUUCGUUAUCGAUUUGAUCCCAAUCCGAAUGUGCAGCGAUCCAUGAAUACGCUAUGGCAAGCGCUAGUCAAGGAACCUACGGAGCUGAUCGACACCCAUUUCGAAGAAAUCAUGGGCGAUUUACUCCACAGCAUGAUAUCAGGUCGAGAAUGGCGGGUGCGACAGGCAAGCUGUGCUGCCAUCGCAGAUUUGCUCCAGGGGCGGCAAAUAGAUAGCUACGCGAAAUACACGGAUGAGAUAAUCAACAAGGCUUUCAAACUUGUUGAUGAUAUUAAGGAAUCGGUUCGAGCAUCAGCUUUGAAGCUUUGCCAAACGAUUGCGAAUGCGGUGAUCCGCACUUUGGAAUCAAGCAAUCCAAACACCAAAAGAACCAAUGAUCUGUUAGCAGGCGUCAUUCCCUUUUUACUGAGCGACAAGGGAAUGGAAUCUGGCGUUCAAGAGGUCCAAGGUUUCGCUAUUGGUGCCUUAGUGCAGGUGAUAAAAAAGAGUCCCGGGGGCCCUUUGCGCCCAUUUGUUCCCCAGAUAAUGGAACAAUUCUUGAGCUCUCUGAGUUCACUAGAGCCACAAGCAGUCAAUUAUGUCCACCUCAAUGCAGAGAAGUAUGGGCUGAGUGGUCAAGAUAUUGACAAAAUGCGACUAUCUAGUAUCCGCACGUCUCCUAUGAUGGGAGUGAUUGAGCGGUACCUCGUAGAUACGUUGGAUGAUGAUAGUAUGAAAGAGUUUGCGGUAAAGCUCGAAGGCGUACUUCGAUCUGCGGUCGGACUUCCAACCAAGGUUGGCUGUAGCCGUGUUUUGGUCCUCCUUAGCAUGAAGACCAUUCUCUUUCGUCCCUAUGCGGAUCGUUUUAUCCAACUUCUUACCAAAUACGUCGUGGAUCGUAAUGACACCGUUAGUGCGUCAUACUGCACAUCCAUCGGCUAUAUUCUGCGACUGGCGUCUGACGAUCGGAUCUUAAAGACGAUUGAGUAUUCCAAGCACCUGUACCUGACCGCUGAAGACACCAAUCAGCGAGCCAUCUCAGCGGAGAUCUUACACUCAGCGUCGAAGCUGUCCAAUGACAGAUUUAUGGCAUUUGCUGCGUCUGCCUUGCCUUUCAUUUUCGUUUCGAAGCAUGACAAUGACGACCAUGUGCGAGAAAUUUUUGAGAAGACAUGGCAGGAGAAUGUGGGCGGCGAUCGCGCAGUAUCACUGUACAUCAAGGAGAUUACUGCUCUUGUCUUGGAGAAUUUAGGGUCACCCCGUUGGGCCAUCAAGCACACAAUGGCAUUGGGAUUAGCAAAUGCUAUUAUGGCGUUGGAUCCUGAGAUUGAUACUGCUACAAGCGAACGUCUAUGGUUUGUCCUGGAGAAAGCGAUGGCUGGUAAAACAUGGGAGGGGAAAGAGACCGUACUGAAGGCAUUUGUGAAGUUUGCGAGUCAGGCAAGGUCCCUUUGGCUGGAGAAACCUCAGCUUGGUGAUGCAAUGAAAGCGAUCGCAAUUCGGGAGGCGAAGCGAAAGAACCCUCUCUAUCGCCCGCAUGCGCUUGUCGCAUUGGGUGGAGUUUCACAGGCACGCAAGGAUCUUAACCUCAUGCCGGAUACUGUGGGCAUCAUAUCUCAAGUGAUGGAUGAGCUGGAGGAUGAAGAGGACUCGAUGGAUAUCGACUCGGGUAGCGGCCAACUUUCCAAAAACAACCUCGAGGAUACAUUUGCGGCUUGCAUUAAAUGUAUUCUGCAAUGCUUCAAUCCAGCAUUAGAUGGACGUGCAAACGGGAUCACCCGGUAUUUAAUAGACAACAAUACCCUGCUUGAGAAAGUGUUGCGCCAUGGGGGUAGGAGAGUGCAGAUCACAUUGUAUGAUCAGCUUCGUAUGCUCUUCAAUCGACUGGAAACGUGGGCUUCUGAGAAUACGGGGGAACAGUUCGAUUCCGACGCAUUACAAGAGCCGUUGGCAGCGUUAGCGGGGGAUAUGUUCUCCCGUGAGAUAGAUGUAUCAGUCGAAGCCAUUCGGAUGGGGCGGGCGCAGGCAGUAGCGUCGUAUAUUACCAUCUGUCACAAAACGGGGCUCCAGACCAGCCCAGCAGUCCCCGAGCUGAUUAAGUCCUGGAGGAGAGAGGAACGGUCUGGACCGGUGCAGCAAAUCCUGGACCAGGCAUUGCAGAGACUCGUGCCACGGUGA